This is a messenger RNA of Naegleria gruberi, 996 nucleotides long. RefSeq lists its product as uncharacterized. Gene Ontology annotation, molecular function: protein binding. Bases 1 to 996 code for a protein of 331 amino acids. The record is from RefSeq and is a predicted model, not a curated record. The transcript has a single exon. NCBI's taxonomy places the organism in Eukaryota, Heterolobosea, Eutetramitea, Acrasida, Naegleriidae.
AUGGUGCAAAAAAUGUCUUUAGAACAAUUUAAUGAAUUGAUUGAAUGCAUAUCAAACAAUCAAUGUGAGGAAGUUAAACGAAUCUCCUCCUCCAAUAGAAACCUAAUGAGUGUGAGAACAAAAGAUGGCUCCACUCCAUUAAUUCAUGCAUGCAAAUGUAAAACCCACUUGGAAAUUGUUCAAUGUUUAUUCCAUGCUGGCUCACAACUUCUAACAAAGGACAACCGAAAGAAGACACCAUUCCUUGCUGCGUGUGAGAGUGGAAAUUUGGAAAUUGCCAAAUUUCUCUAUCGCAAUUGCAAUCAGAAACAGAGAAUGAGAUACGUUGUUGAUGAUUGUAAAGAAGAUCCACUUACAAAAUCGGUCAAAAGUGGAAAAGUUCAACUAUUGAAAUGGUUACUUCAGACACAACAGAGAAAUGUGAAUAAGUUGAGAGCCAUUUAUGUAGCUGUAGAGCUUGGAAAUGUGGAAAUGUUCAAAAUGUUGUUCAAAACAGCAAUAUAUGGUUUGAAUUGUGAUGAUUUGAUGCAUCAUUGUGUUGAAAAUCCAAAAGUGGAAAUAAUCAAAGCUCUGUAUUCAAAAUGUCAGUUUCUAGGUGCAAUAGAUUUCAAGGAUUUGGAAAAUAGAGUGAAGAGCAAUGAAGUGAAAGAAGAGUUCAAGAAAUGUUAUCAACAGAAAAGAAAGGAACAAACAUGGAAAGAUGUGAAACCUGCAUUCCUAAUAAGGGAAAAGGGAAAAGAACCAAAUGCCAAUCCAAUUCUUCGUGGACAUCCUCUUGUUCAGUUGUGUGGAGAUACGUUCAACUUAGUUUGUUCAUUCAUUAUUGAAAAACCAUCCACAGCUCUAUAUUUCAGUAACGAGUACUAUUACAUGAGUACUUUUUUGGAAGAUCGAAAGAAAUGGGAACAACCAAUUCUUGAGCACUAUGAAGAAGAUUAUUCUGAUGAUUUUUAUUAUGAUUAUGACUAUGAUAAAUACUAUAAUUGCAAUGAUUGA